AUGACACAAGAUUUGAUUGAAACUGGUGUGAUCCGACUGGGUGGAGUCGGCGGUGAGAGCGCGACCGACGAAGACGAUUUGAUCCUCGCCCGACUCACGAUUCGUCCACCGUCUCCGUGCAAUGUCGAGUUCGUCAACGCCAAUAUCAUCGUCGCCGGAAAAUCAUCAAUGCGCAAAAACACCCCCAGCAGAUCCAAUCGGUCGAUGGCUAGUGGGCAAGGAUUCAUGAGUUCAUUGCUACUGACCAACUGCCGAGUGAGGAACCACUCCUACGGGACGGCGUUGAAACGGCCAUUUCCGUUGGGUCGGUUGUCGUUCAACGAUGCCGCGACAGAAACGUUCGAGUACCCCUCUGAGAAGAGCUUGCUUGACGAUCACCUGGUUGAGUUGUUGGUGACCACCACGAGGGGUGUUCACGUGAACGGCGGCGAUGCGGGGUCGACGAUUUCCAGUGCCAUGGACGCCCGCGACGGCGGCGAUGCCUCCUCGAAGACCAGUCAGAAAACGUUCCCUGGCGCCGUCGCAACGGGCUCGGGACAACUCGAGCUGUAUUUUAGUGGGAUAGACAAUUGUAAUAAUGUUUGCGGCGGCGCGGAGCUUGAUUUGUAUCUUCGACUUGGAGUAGAUCAAACUUGCUGCACCUAG
Messenger RNA from Notodromas monacha, 645 nucleotides. The record is from the annotation of a GenBank genome assembly. Lineage: Eukaryota; Metazoa; Arthropoda; Ostracoda; Podocopida; Cyprididae.